Messenger RNA from Pelodiscus sinensis (Chinese soft-shelled turtle), 3982 nucleotides. Lineage: Eukaryota; Metazoa; Chordata; Testudines; Trionychidae. The record is from RefSeq and is a predicted model, not a curated record.
CGCUCUCUGCGUCAGGGGUGGAAGAUGGAGCCUGGGCUGAGCUUCGCAGCGCGGCUGGGAUUAUGGACUAAGAACAUGUCAGACAUAGCCAAGGAUAAGGCAGCACGUCUGUUAAAGAAAAGAGGCAGCAUAUCCUCUGUAAGCAGCCAUGAAGUCAAAGCAAAAGAAAUCCUUGGAAAAAACAAAGACUCCAUGAGCACAGUAUCUUAUAUGGAUGAACCUGGUCAUGAUAUUCCUCGUCUUGCUGUUCAGUUGGAGAACACUUAUCAGCUGGGUCCUGCAAAACGUUUUCCAGUGGUCACAGUAAAUAAUAUUUUGAAGGAUGUGCUGACUAGUUAUCUUCAACAAGAAAAAUAUGAAGCAGAACUAUGCAGACAAAUGACAAAGACCAUCUCUGAGGUUAUUAAGGCUCGGGUAAAAGACCUUAUGAUACCAAGGUACAAAAUUAUUGUGAUUGUACAUAUUGGACAACUAAGUGAACAGAGCAUGCAAAUUGGAAGCAGAUGUGUUUGGGAUCCUGCCAGUGAUACAUUGUCAUCAUAUGCUUUCAAAAAUACCUCACUAUUUGCUCUUGCAAAUGUCUAUGCUGUUUAUUUUGAAUAACAAAACGUUCUAGUUUUAUCAGCAGAAGAAAAAUAUCUAACUUAUCAUGUUUAUAUUAGAAAAACUGUUAGAAGACAUAGUCAGUGAACAUACAAUUGUUUUAAAAUGGAGAAAAUAGGCCUUUCAGUGAUAAAUAUAAUAAUCAUGCAAACUUAAACCAUUUUCAACUCUUGCUACUUUCCACAGGAAAUGAUUAAUACUAAUAAGACAUUUUGCACCUGAUUCUUUAAUUGUGUUUCAGAACCACAUAUCACUGUAUUAGCUUGUAUCAUUGUUAUUUGCUCUAAUUAAAUCCUGGACCUCAGUUUCAGUACCAAAGUAAAAGGGCUUUAUGCAUUAGGCCAAUCUGAGAUUUGCAGAAGUUAAAAAAAAUGCUUUCAUUAUGGAGUUAAAAUGUUGAGCAGCUGCACAGCUAUGUCACAAGCUGUGACCAGUAUCCUAAAAGAUUUACAAGUACUAGAUCCAUGCAUUUCAUUGUCUUCAGCCCCUUCCCCCCACCCCCGUGGCAUAAGUGAUGUCCCUGUUCACCCCUUUCUCAUGUGGCAUCUCUGAUUCUGUUUUGAUUAUGGCUGAGAGUCUUCUGCACAUUUUAGUUAUGGAUAUGGCUUAGGCCUCCUCCAAGUCACUGAGGAAGAUCUACCCAUUCCAUGGCAGCGAAGUACCGAGUUAAAAUCCAACACAAACCACAAGAACCUUCUGUCUUCUGGGCUCAAAUUUCAUUCCCCUUCGUUUCACACGGAUCCCAGAUGCAGCUUGCUCUCCCUACCAAGUUUCUGGUAACAAACUGUCCUUCCCAACUGGUCCUCAAUUAAGCUGGCUUUUUACUUUUAAUUGCACCCUCCAAGCCUAACAGCUCUUGCAAGUGAAUCAGGGUGGGGCUAGACCAUCUUUCCUCCUGCUUCUAUUUCCAGUGUUGCAAAGCUGUAGCGCUUCCACUUUUUCUUUUUGCAAUGAGAGAAUUUUGACCCUUGACUAGUAAGAAUUAAGAACCAUGAGGAAAAUCUAGAUAAGUAUCAUGACAGGUAAAACCAGCUGAUUAUGCUGAGAAAUAUUUUAUUGUACUGGAAGCAGCAGUGUGUCUAAUUAGUGGUAUGUAUAUGAAAUUCUGUUUCUAUUUUACUUAAUAAAAUCAAUUAGUUAAAACUGCCCUGUGCAAGAGGUGGAACUAAUGAUUUAAUGUUUUCAGGUAGUUUUAUUUCUUUAUAGUUUCUGGAUUAAAAUGAAAAUCCAAUUUAAAUCCUUAUCAAUCUAAUCUUUUAGGCUAUGUCUACACCACAAACCUCUACCUUUAUAGCUAUAAGAUCUCCUAUAUAUAGUCACUCUGUGCCGGUUGGAGAGAGCUCUCCUGCUAGCAUAAUUAAACCAUCCCCAAUGAGCAAUGUUAGCUACGUCAUCUGGAAAGCGUCUCCUGCAGAUGUCGCUCUGUCAGCACCAGCACUUUUGCUGGUGACAUGUCUGUUAGAUUGUGUUCUUUUUCACACCUCAGACUGACAAAAGUUUACCAACAAGAGUGUAUACAGAACCUCACUUUCUUAAAGGCUUAAAUUGUUAUCUGCUCUGCUCCUAGUUGUUUUUUAUACCUGAAACUAAAUAUUUUGAAAACAGUUGAUAAAUUACCCAGGAAAAGUUGAGAUGACACCAUUUAGAUUAGAGGAGAACACUUUUGUUUAAAUAGCAUAAGAAAUUUGAUCUAAUGCCAGAUGUCAUUUGCUAACCAAACGUGCCAAGUGAUUUUUAAUUGUUCCAUCAGUUGACCACUAAGCAUGAGGUCAUGAUAAAUGCUUAAACCAAAAUAUAUAGAUAUUAGGGGUAUUUGCUCCUUUUGAUUCACUCAUGGAAUCCCAAUUGAUACAAAUUAGAGUUGUGUGCAAAGAUGGAAUUUAUCCCCCAUACAAAACCCUUUAUUACAUUUCUGUGGGCAAGGUUCUGAACUUCUGGUAUUAUAGCAUGCUUGCAUGAUCUACAUCUUUAUUUUGGCUCUAUGGGAACUCUUCCUGAAGACUGCUGGAGAUGCUUCGUCCUGGGGGUAGCUUUACCUCAUUGAGAACAUUGAUUUGGCACACUUCCCAGAAGUUCUCACAAUACCUUCUUACCAGCGAAUACUACCUAUUCUCCUACCUCUCCUCUGACAAGAUCUUAUAAAUGGUAUAUUCUCUGGGUAAAUCUAGACUUUAGUCCUCAACUAUUUUGUUUUUAGUCCUUCCCCUCUCCCCAACAAGUAAAUCCUAUAAGAGUACUUUUGUAUGACUCAUGAGUCUGGACUCCUUUUUAUAUUUUUCUGAAUCAAAGGGAGCAUAGUACAAUCAAUAUCCUUCUUAUUUAUUAUUGGAUGCAUAUAGUAUCAGGGUGGUGCUCUUACAAUGUUCUUUAUGCAGUAUUUGGAAGUCAGCAUGCUGAAGUUUAAAACCUCUAGCUAUUACUGCUAAAUCCCAUAUUUGGUUUUAAAUUGCUAUAAACUCUUUUUUUAUUUAAAGAAAUGUGGAGGAAGGGAGAGAAAAGUAGGAAAAGAAGUUACAGGAAUUAACACUCUUUGAUCCCUGAUAGUGCUAUCUAGAUCCAGGAGAGAUCAUUUGGAUGAAUUCUUUCACAACUGUAGCCCCCAAGUAACUGGGUAAAGACAAUUUAGUUUGAUUUUGCAGGGAUGAGGCUGUGCGAAGAGGUGAGAAAUGGCUUUAAGGUAAUUGGGUCAAUAUUUCAAGUGAUUAAGUCCACCUUCCACACAGCUUACAUUUUGGAUUUGUGUACUUUAGAGUCCUGUUGAUAUAUUGGAUGGGUUAGAUCAUAUUCAUGCCCACAACCCUCCCAUUAUAAACUUUACACAGUAAUUUUCAUGGAAGAUCAAAAUGUGCAAGAUUUCAAGCAGGUCUGUUUGGAUUUUAAAUUUAUACUAGAAAGCAAGUAUUGUGGAACAUGUUUUAAAUUAAUUGACUAAAGCGUCAAAAAUAAAUCUUUCUUGGCAUUUGAGAAACAUAGAGCUGGUUUCCAUUUAUUUUUAUACAUAAUGUGAGUUUAUAGUUAAUGUUCUAACAGAAGUGGCUAUGGUUUAGUAAAAGUCAAAUAGCACAGCAGCAUCUGUAAUGUGAACCAACUGGUUUUAUCUCUUGAUGUUACAUAAACUUAUCUUUAUAGUAUAAAAAUCAUAUACCGCAGUUAUAUUGAACUAUAAAAAAGAAAAAAAUAUUACCCAGAUAUGGCAAGGGAUUCAGUUUUAUCUUGGUAGGAUAGUUCUCUCAUUAUGAGUUAAAGAAAAUGGUUUAUCUGCAAUUCAUAUAUUGUAUUCUUCUGCUUAGAAGUGACCUGUGUGAAGUAGUAGUAUGUCCAGACCUUAACUUUUAAAGCACUGAAAUGACUCAUGGCUUAACCAGCCGAUGUACCUUAC